Messenger RNA from Adineta ricciae, 246 nucleotides. The record is from the annotation of a GenBank genome assembly. NCBI's taxonomy places the organism in Eukaryota, Metazoa, Rotifera, Eurotatoria, Adinetida, Adinetidae.
AUGUAUACUCCAGUUUUGUUUAUUAUUCCUAUUAUCAUUUUUAAUUUGGACUCAUUUUUCAUUCUUUAUUAUAAUACAUUCAACAAAAGAAGACGAAAGAUCGUUUGGUCAUCUGAACUUAUCAAUGAUGAAAUCGAUGAAUUAACAAAUGAAAGAAAAACAAAAAUAACGAGAUCAAACGAAAUGAGAUCUCGUCUGCCCUUCAUCGCCUUUGGUGACGUCAUCGAACGCCUACACGGACAAUGA